Molecule: messenger RNA, 590 nt
Organism: Schistosoma curassoni
Lineage: Eukaryota; Metazoa; Platyhelminthes; Trematoda; Strigeidida; Schistosomatidae
Source: the annotation of a GenBank genome assembly
CAUUUCUCAUGCUUUUAAAAUUAUUAGCAGACAAAGAAAUACUGCUUCUCUCCAUUUUGCUGAAGCGAUCGCGAUAAAAAAAUUCAAACCGGAUCUAUGCAUUCAAAAAGAAACAGUAAUAAACCUAUUACUACCCUGGUACUUCAUUUUUAUUCUAUUUCUUUGGUCAUUAGUUUUUUGUUAAUGUUUAGUUUGUAUUAUAUUUCUCUUCCAUUAGCGAAUUUUCAACCACCCCUUCAUUCACAAAUUUCCAUUCAUUUGAUUCUCUUAAAUUAUGUGAACUCUUCAAAAUCUAUUCGAUUAUUACGUAACACAUCUUAUAAAGCUUGUGACAUCAGGCAAUAUCGAAGCAGUUCGCACAGGAGGCACAUAUACCAACAAGAGAUUGAUCAGUUGCAGUCCUAAGUGACAAUAGGAAGAUACAACUAAACAACGCUAAGUGAAUAUGACCCAUCUUAUCAGUUUUUAGUUUCAUGAAUCUUGUGUAAACACUUCAUUACCUCAAAAACUAUCACAUGAUCUAUCUUAUCUGUCUCUGAAUUCCACUUAACUAUUACAUCAUCCAUCUUUAAUGUGUCCUUGAUUCCAAC